Eruca vesicaria subsp. sativa (arugula) is the source of this 1712-nucleotide messenger RNA. NCBI's taxonomy places the organism in Eukaryota, Viridiplantae, Streptophyta, Magnoliopsida, Brassicales, Brassicaceae. The record is from the annotation of a GenBank genome assembly.
ACACAUUCUCUUCCUUCGUCCUAAUUUGGAAGAAGGAAGAAAAAACGCAGAGCUGCCACGCCGCCUUGGAUAAAGCCGCUUCCUCUGCUGCGUUGCCGAGUUCGAUUCCUGGGGAAGCCGAUCUCAGGGAGGCUCUUUUCCCCAAGGAGUCUCUCCAUCUCUCCGAUGUCGAAAAGGAUCCUUUGUAAGUUCUUUGCUCACGGUGCUUGCUUAAAAGGUGACAACUGUGAAUUCUCUCAUGACUGGAAGGAUCCUACAAAUAAUGUUUGCACCUAUUACCAGAGAGGUCUCUGCUCUUACGGAAGCCGAUGCAGGUACGAACAUGUCAAACUCAAACCUUCUCGUCCUCCUGCUUCAUCUUCCUCCGCCCUGCCUCGUCCCACCUUCCUCGCUUCAGAAACGGAUUUGAGCCCACUUCCCUCAUCAUCAUCACCAGCUUGGACUUUGGAUUCCUUUGACCACGAGGUCAACACCAACACCUUCAACUCCUCUACAUCCAAUCCACAAGACCAACCCAUUUGCUCAUACGCCGCAGCCGGUGACUGCCCACGUGGCGAUCAAUGCCCUCACAUCCAUGGAGACCUUUGCCCAACUUGUGGCAAACGUUGCCUGCAUCCUUUCAGGCCUGGUGAGAGGGAGGAGCACAAGAUUGCAUGUGAGAAAAAGAAAAAGCAGCUCGAAGCGCUCAAACUUAGCCAGGAGGUGGAGUGUUGUGUCUGUCUGGAACGUGUUCUGUCUAAGCCAACUCCAGCUGAACGCAAGUUUGGGCUGCUCACUGAGUGUGAUCAUGCUUUCUGCAUUGGUUGCAUCAGGAAUUGGCGUAGCAGUUCUCCUUCCACCGGUAUGGAUGUCAACAGCACGCUGAGGGCUUGCCCCAUCUGCCGCAAGUUGUCGUAUUUUGUUGUUCCUAGUGUCAUCUGGUUCUCAGCUCCUGAGGACAAAAACGAAAUCAUGGACAACUACAGGGAAAAGCUCAGGUCAAUUGAUUGUAAGCACUUCAAUUUCGGAGAUGGGAAUUGUCCGUUCGGAACAAGUUGCUUCUACAAGCACACUGUGAAGUCAGGGUCAUAUGCAUGGAAAUACCACAGGCCACCUCCAAGGCGUCCAAGGCCAUCUGGAUCUAACUUCUCAGACAUGGAUACAUUUUUUAAUAUGAUGGGGAACAUAAUGUCAGAAGGAGAAUAUGAUCCUUUUGGAUUUGAAGAUUCAGACGAUGACGAACUGACCACAACGGAUAUGAUGAUGUUACUGAUGAACUUGGAUAUGGAAUCCGAUGAGAAUAUCUAUUAGCUACACAUUUAAGUAACCAUUAAACAUGCGUUUCACGAUGGUCGUUUGGAGGAAGUGGUUCUGCGGCAUCUGGAUGCAGAAGAUGGGCAGACUGUGAUAGCAAAAGAUAUAAGGUUGUCUGACUUUCUUGAGAAUAUGCAUAUAUAAACGAGGACUCUUUUGGCACAGUAAAGUACAAGGCAAAGAUGUUAUGAUGAACUCUUUUUGUGGUUUUGUGGUCAUUCAUUGCUAUUGACAGAUUUGAGUUUGAAGAUCUUAUCUUAGACACCAAUGCUUUGUGACCUGUGAUAAGUCCUGAAUCAUUUUUACCUUUUUUUUUUAUUUUUAACAAUUGUUACAACUUCAAAUCAGAGUUUAGCCCUGGGCAAAAUAAUUGGUUUGGAUUAGUUUUGAUUGUUGACUAUAUAUCCAUAAAUCCUGCA